Messenger RNA from Salvia splendens (bonfire salvia), 738 nucleotides. RefSeq lists its product as uncharacterized. The coding region runs from base 7 to 630 and encodes 207 amino acids. The record is from RefSeq and is a predicted model, not a curated record. NCBI's taxonomy places the organism in Eukaryota, Viridiplantae, Streptophyta, Magnoliopsida, Lamiales, Lamiaceae. Gene Ontology annotation, molecular function: DNA binding. The transcript is spliced from 2 exons.
GUGGAGAUGAAGAACGAUGAGGAUUCAUCGUCGGAACAAAGAGUCAUCCAUGAAUACGAUUUCUUCGACGAAAACCGCACCGGCCCCAUACUCAGUCACAUUCUCCCAAUCGAAAGAGAAGCAACGCAGAUGAACAACUGUGAUGGUUCAACGACAUCAAAACAAAGAGUAGUCUACGAAUACGAUUUUUUCGACGAAAAUUGCACUAGCCCCAUUCGUACUCACCUUGUCCCAAUCGGAACAGAAGCAACUCCAGCAGGUAUGUUUGAAGUGUUCGAAAAGACACUUGAGGCCAUGGACGUGUCGAACACGCUUUUCGUGAGGGGGAGCGAGAGAGUUAUGUGGUUUCUUAGAGAAGAAGAGAGAAGGAAAGUAGAGAGAGGAGGGUUUCUUGAGGUGGAAACAAUAGAUCCAAGCGGCAACGGUUACAUGAUGCGGUUGAAGCAUAGCCAAAUCUUCGUCGGCGUGGCUGAGAUAAGUGGAGAAUGGUUCAAGCUUGUUAAUGACAACAAAUUGAAGAAAGGGGACUACGUUUAUGGCUGGGGAUAUCGCAAAGAUGGACACUUUUGCAUCGCCAUCAAAUACCUUAGGUUUAAGGCCUCAUGCGAUCAAGAUGAAGAAUUGCAAUAAAAGUUUACUCCUACCGUUUAGUUUUGACUUGAGUCAAAUUUUAACUUGUUGAUGUGAUUGAAUUUAUCUUUUAGUUUUCUAUUAGUAAUAGGAUUUUUUGUUGCCUAU